This is a messenger RNA of Durusdinium trenchii, 1752 nucleotides long. The record is from the annotation of a GenBank genome assembly. Lineage: Eukaryota; Dinophyceae; Suessiales; Symbiodiniaceae.
CCCAUGCAACGCAUUCAUACGCUGUCGGCUGCAGUGACCUGGUUUUCGCCAUGUCGGAGCCUGGUCUCCCUGAAGGGCAUGGGGCAGUGGCACCACGUGGGGUGGCCGUUUUCGUGGAGGGUGAGACAACAACCUACGGAGCGCCUGAACGUGUCGCCGAUGAGGCUGAAGAAGUGGAUGAUCCUGAAGAGGGUGAGACCGUGGCUGAGAGAGAAGAACGAGAGGAGCGCUAUCGGCAGCGGCUGAUUGAGUUGAUGCGGAAGAUGGAUUUAACCUCGCAGCAAAUCCAAAGAGUGACGCCGUGCCACAAUCUCCUGAGUUGCUUCGGGCGCAUUCUCCGCACGGCGCAAGUGCGCGAUUGGUAUCACCUCAGUAAACCUUCAGCCAAGAUCCAUCAGUUUAUUUCACAUUCGUGGCAUGGAUCACCGUGGAAGAAGAUCGCCAUGCUGCUGGUCUUGAAGAACGGCUUGGGAGCUGCCAUAGUCGGAAGUCUCCUAGCGUUGAUCAUGGUCCUCUUGAGCAGUCUCAACUUGCUGCCUGGCUAUCCUCGGCAGCCCUUGAUCGAGCCAGACAGGACCUACAUUUUUGCGCCAUGGGGCCUUGGUGUGGGGAUGCUGUCUGGUUCAAUUGUGCUCUUCUUCAGCGAAGCGCGUCAAUCUGUCUUUUUUGACAAGAUUUGCAUCCACCAGAAAGACGUGCGCUUAAAGUUUGAAGGUGUCAUCAACAUUUGCGCCUUCUUGAAGAACUCAGAAUCGUUGUUGGUCUUGUGGGAUGCCACAUAUGUGGAGAGGCUUUGGUGCGUCUUCGAGUUAGCUGCUUUCAUGAAAAGCAGCGAAGAUGGGGGGCGGAAGUUGAUCAUCAAGCCCACCAUCCUGGGUCCAAGUUCCAUUGCAUCCUGCAUCGGCUUAUUUGCCAUGCAGCUCUCACAGACUGCGGUUCCUUUCGAAAAUCGCCUUCACGGAUUUCUCCUGUGGUCGUUGGUUUGUUGCCUGGGCUUAUUCUCAGCUGUCUACGUUUGGAGGAGCUAUUACCGACAGAUUGACAAGAUGAAAUCUCAACUGCAACACUUUCGUAUCGACCAGACGAAAGCGCAUUGCUGCGAGCAGGGCCAUGUGGACCAGCAUGGCCGAAGGAUCCCUUGUGACAAGGAGACCAUCAGUGAAUGUAUCACGCACUGGUUUGGCUCAGUGGAAGCCUUUGAGAGAUCUGUACGAUCCAAUGUGGCUGUUGCAUUGACGCAAAGCUUGGGGAACCUGGUCUUUCCCUACAAGUACUUGCUGGCGGCCGGAGCACCUUCUCUAUGGGGUCAAGCAGACUUUAUCGCUUCGCGCUUGAGAGAGGAAGAGUAUUAUUAUGCUGCUGUGACGGCUUGCUUUGGCCUCUCCUAUUGGUUCGCUGCAAUUCCCUUCAUCUUUGCCUGCGGUGGUCUUCUGAACUACAAGCUACGGCACCGGUAUCAUCCUAUCCUGGACGCACUGAUGCCCUUCCUGGCCACUGCUUUCCUAGUCUUGGUGCCUGGAGGCAGCCUUUACGCAUUGCAGAUUGGACUGCUCGCAGUGCUUGACGAUCUGCUGGCUGCGGUUCUUUGGGCGACGAUCACAUCAUUUUUGGCCUUUUUUGCAUGGCGUGCGUGCUGGCGCGAACCCAUGCUUCGCUUGGACUAGACUAGACGGAAUGUCAAACCACUUAAAUAAAGCAUGUUAGCUAAUAAUCCCAAAAAGAAAAUUUGUAGAGGUUUCAUGGGACUUCCAG